Molecule: messenger RNA, 2775 nt
Organism: Leptopilina boulardi
Lineage: Eukaryota; Metazoa; Arthropoda; Insecta; Hymenoptera; Figitidae
Gene: Nep5
Product: endothelin-converting enzyme homolog
Exons: 18
Coding region: 353-2743 (796 amino acids)
Biological process (GO): protein processing
Cellular component (GO): plasma membrane
Molecular function (GO): metalloendopeptidase activity
Source: RefSeq, a predicted model, not a curated record
UAUAGGUGAUAUUUGUUUUCUAUGGUGUCCGACAAUAAAUGACAUUUCUCGUUUAAUUUUUUUUUUUAUCAAAGAACAUCUUGGUUCCAGAAUCAACAGUACGACUAUUGUUUGGAGUGCAAUGAAUCUUUUAAUUAUUUUUCUCUUCAUUUUAAAACGCAAAAAUGCAUAUGAAAACGCGUAAAUUAAAGAGAAAAAAAAAUUUUUCUAAUUGGCACAUUACAUAAUGAAGAUGAUUGGGAUUGAGGGAAACAUUGACAUCAGAAGAAAAUGUGAAUGCAUAGGAGACUUGCUUGUACCUUGAGGUCGCGUUCAGUGUCGUCAGUUCGAUCCGGUCAGUGGGCCAUUCAGCAUGAACAACCAACGCGAUUCACAAUCCAUAUAUUCCAUCAACAGUGAAAAACAUUUAGUGCCCAUAAAAUCCAGGAAGACUUAUUUUAAAACAAGAAAGAAGAAAUUCAGCAUUGGAAAUAUAUUAACAUUUCUUCUUAUUGUUGGUUUAUUAAUAACUGUCAUCAUUUUACUGGUAUUCUAUGCAAGAAUAAAUUGGAUUGAUUUAUGUGAUAACGAGGACUGCGUGCGAAUUGCUGCUAGUCUUAAGGAAUCUAUGGAUACUUCUGUAGAUCCUUGUGAUGACUUUUACAAGUACGCCUGUGGUAGAUGGCCUGAAAUACAUCCAUUACCUGAGAGUAGUUUAACCAAUUCCUGGUUUAGUGAAAGAAGUAAAAGAGUAACAAGAGUGAUUAGAGAUUUGUUGCGCGAGAAUUCCACUGAUCACGUUCCUUGGGCAGUUGAGCAGGCAAAGACAUUGUACAAAAGUUGCAUGGAUUUAGAUUCCAUAAAUGCCUGGGGACUUGUGCCUUUGUUCAGUUUACUGAAGGAAUUAGAUUUGCCGCAAAUUCCUGCAGCCUUCACAAAACAGAAAACAAACUUUGUUCGGCAAAUGGCAAGGGUUAAGCGUAUUCUUGGAAAGGAUAUAUUUUUUGGCAUGGAUGUUUAUCCUGAUCCUAGAAACAAAUCUCGAAAUACUAUAAUUCUUGAUACACCAGCAAUAGAGACUCCAUUUCCAAAUGAUAAAGAAAUAGAAAUGCGUUUACAGAAACUAAAAAAUCAAAUGAUCAAUUUUGAAGAUGAAUUAAAAUUAGAAGAAUUUUCAGCAACGAUAGAAAAAAAUUAUAUGAUAGAUGCUAUUAAAGAAGUAAUUAGUAAUGGAACAGUGGAAUAUAGAACAUGUAAAUCAAAAACAGUGUCUUCCUUUGCUCGCGAAGAUGAAAUUAGUAUUGUGGUUAAUCAUAUUUAUGACCUUGGUGAAGUAUUUUAUAAGUUAAAAAAUGCAGACAAUAGUACAUCAAUAACGGAAGAGGAUUUAUCAGAUGACAAUUAUAUGGAAUUUGAGGAUUUGCAAAAAUUAACAGACGAGUAUGUGAUAUCUGUUAAUUCGUCAUUGAAACCGAAAAUAAUUUGGAGACCAUUUAUUGAAGAAGUUUUUAAAGAUAUUUUAACAUUGAAUAAAAAAGAUAUUGUGCUAGUUGCAGAUUUAGAGUAUUUAAAAAAAGUUGCCUAUAUAUUAUCUUCUACUGAAGAUGAAUUGUUAGAAACCAUUAUAUGGUGGAGUGUUAUAGAUAUUUUAACUCCGUUUGCUUCUAAGGAUCUACGAAAAAUUUGGUCUUAUUAUUUAGAUGAAAUAAUGGAAGUUGAAAUUGGUGAAUCUAGGUCUAUUAAUUGUGCUACGGCUGUGAAUGAUUUAAUGGGAAUGGCAGUUUCCUGGUUAUUUGUGGAACGUAAUUUUCACAAUGAAACUGGACCAAAAGUAAAGGAAAUGGUAGACGACAUUAAAGAAGCUUUUGCAACAAUGGUAAUUGAAUCAGAUUGGAUGGAUAGAAAAACAAAAAUUGCAACGUUAGAGAAAAACAAAAAAAUGUCAUCGCUAAUUGGAUAUCCAUUUUGGUUGUUUAAUGAAGACUCUAUCAAUGAUUAUUAUGAAGGUAUAGAUCUCACGGUUUUUGAAUAUAUGUCAAAUAUGAUGCAGAUAAUUCGAAUUCAAAGUAAUUCAGAAUUAAAAAAUCUUCACGAAUUCAAUCCCGAUGAUGAACCAUAUUGGGCUACUGAUCCAACGAAUGUGAAUGCCUUUCAUACUUUUCAAGCAAAUCAAAUAACUGUUCCAGCUGGAAUUUUACAGUUUCCAUUUUACGACUUGGGUCUUGAAGCCUUAAAUUAUGGGGCUAUUGGAACAGUCCUUGGCCAUGAGUUAACACACGGUUUUGAUAAUAGUGGACGACAAUACGAUGGUAAUGGAAAUGUUCGUCAAUGGUGGACGAAAGACACAAUAAAAAAGUAUAAAGAAAGAACAAAAUGUUUCGUUGAACAAUACAAUACUUUUUACGAGAAAGAGGUUGAUGAAUACGUUAAUGGAGAAUUAACUUUGGGUGAAAAUAUUGCCGAUAAUAGUGGAUUAAAAGAGGCAGUUCUUGCCUAUAGACGAUGGACAGUCAGACACGGAGAAGAACAUGUACUUCCGGGAUUUAUGAAUUUUACCCAUGAGCAACUUCUGUUUUUAGGAUUUGCGCAUUUAUGGUGUGAAAGUUACACAGUCUCAUCAUUAAAGUGGAUGCUGCAAGAUUCACAUUCACCAGGUCACAUUCGACUUCAAGGAGUUUUGAAAAAUUCUCAGGAAUUCAGUUCAGCAUGGAAUUGUCCCUUGGGAUCGAAUAUGAAUCCCAAAAAGAAGUGUAGCUUAUGGUGAUUAAUAUUUCAAAAUAUAUAUUAUAAAAUUAA